Molecule: messenger RNA, 2062 nt
Organism: Rana temporaria (common frog)
Lineage: Eukaryota; Metazoa; Chordata; Amphibia; Anura; Ranidae
Gene: CADM3
Product: cell adhesion molecule 3
Exons: 12
Coding region: 378-1730 (450 amino acids)
Biological process (GO): homophilic cell-cell adhesion
Cellular component (GO): presynaptic membrane
Source: RefSeq, a predicted model, not a curated record
GGAGAGCCGUGCACCAUCUGCCAGCCUUUCCCAGAGCCCGCAUCCUCCGCUCCCCCCCGCCCUCAUGGACCAGUCCUGCUCCCCUAUUUAAUUCCCUCUACUGCUGCAUCAUAUCUGCUCUGUCACUAGUUCAGCUGUGUCCUGAUAGGGGAGAACCCCGAUCCCCUCCGAUCUCCUCCGAUCCUCUCCGAUCUCCUCCUUCCUGGAAUAAUCCGCUCUUCCCCAUUGUCAUUCUUCUAUUUCUUCUGAAUGCAGUGCGAGUCCUCCCCGGAGAGAAGCUGGCCGAUCCCCCCCCAGUCUGAUCACUGAGCACCGACUUCACUUAUCAUCAUCACCACCGAGGAUCGUACCGGACUAUUGUCUGCACACCUACCGACAUGUACCUACCUACCUUCCUCCUCCUCCUGGCUGUCAUCGGAUUAUCAGGGGCCAAUGUGUCCAACUAUGACCUGGAGAAAAGGGAUGUCACUGACUUUGCUAAGCUGUCUGGCAAUGAACACCCAAGACUAAACAGACUGAACAGAAUUACAAAUACUUUAAAAGAUAAUUUGGAAAUGCCAGUACGUAAAGCGAUAACUAUAGAUAUUACUCCAGAAGCCAGCCAACCGCUCACUACAGAUGUUUUGGUCGCCACAGGAGGAAAAAUGGUCCUGAACUGCACAGUGAAAGAGCAUGAAAACUCAUCUCUCCAGUGGUCCAACCCAGCUCAGCAGACCUUGUAUUUUGGAGAGAAGAGAGCUCUCAGAGACAACAGAAUCCAGCUUGUCCGGUCCUCCCAAAAUGAGCUGUCGAUCAGUAUUAGUAACGUGGUGUUAGCUGAUGAGGGCGAGUACACCUGCUCAAUCUUCACCAUGCCCGUCAGGACAGCCAAAGCAAUGGUGACAGUUUUAGGGGUACCCCAGGAACCCAAGAUAACCGGAUAUGAUAGACCAUUUAAUGAAAAGGAAAAUGCCAUUCUGAGGUGCACAACAAGUGGCAGCAAACCCGCGGCCAACAUUAAGUGGUACAAAGGACCUGAAGAGCUGGAAGGAGCACGGAACUCUGAGACAAGAGAUCCCAAUGGCAAAACCUUCACCGUUGUCAGCAUCAUCAGCUUCCCAGUGACCAGAGAGGAUGACAAGGUAGAAAUCACCUGCACUGUUGGUCACGAGUCAAUGCCCAACACUUUCAAAUCUUCCAGCCAGAGUCUUCAAGUCUUAUACCAACCGAUGGCAAAGAUUGAGCCCCGACCCAAUCUGCCAAGAGAGGGGGAGAAGCUGAUGCUGCAGUGUGAUGCCUUUGGAAACCCUUCACCUGAAAGAUAUAUCUGGACACGAAAAAAUGGUGAACUGCCCACAACGGCAACCUUUGACCAUAAUAGCCUGGUGUUCCUGAACCUGAACAAGAGCGACAGCGGCACCUACGUUUGUGAAGUCUCCAAUGUAAUGGGAAUGUUUAUUGCAGAAUACAAGCUGGAUGUCAACGACUCACAGACAUUUAAUCAAGACCCCAGCCCUUAUCCCACCCAUUCAGGUCUGGACCACGCUGUCGUUGGAGGAGUGGUAGCCGUGAUUGCCUUUCUGCUGUUCUGUCUGCUCAUUGUCUUGGCACGCUACUUGAUCAGACACAAAGGUACCUAUCUUACUCAUGAAGCCAAGGGAUCAGAUGACGCACCCGAUGCCGACACAGCCAUCAUCAAUGCAGAGGGCGGACAAGGCGGAACCGACGACAAAAAGGAAUAUUUCAUAUAAGCCUAACUCCUCUUCCUGAUAAUGUAACAACGGCAACAAGAUCAACAAAUAAGUUAACAUCGGAGAGAAAAAAAACAGGAUUAGGAAGAACAAAUUGAUACCAAUGUUCGGCAACAUGUGACUUGGAUGACUCUCUUUCUCUAACGCAGGGCCAAAAACAGGAUGAAGGGGAGAGAAAGGGACAGUCGACUGAGAAAUUGUGCUUCUUAAACAAACUUGUACAAAAGUUAUUACUAAAAACUCUUUAAAAGGUUAAAUUGCUUGCUUAAAUCUACAUAUCUUCAGUGAACGCACUAUUCUAACAAAACAAAUAAUAAUCGUGAGUUCAAAUA